Messenger RNA from Ictalurus furcatus (blue catfish), 3119 nucleotides. RefSeq names its product low density lipoprotein receptor class A domain containing 4b (gene ldlrad4b). Gene Ontology annotation, molecular function: R-SMAD binding. Lineage: Eukaryota; Metazoa; Chordata; Actinopteri; Siluriformes; Ictaluridae. The coding region runs from base 1394 to 2233 and encodes 279 amino acids. The record is from RefSeq and is a predicted model, not a curated record. The transcript is spliced from 4 exons. Gene Ontology annotation, biological process: negative regulation of transforming growth factor beta receptor signaling pathway. Gene Ontology annotation, cellular component: Golgi membrane; early endosome membrane.
GGGAUGACUUCCAGACAAGACGUCAGACAGAUAAAUGUCAGCUUGUCUCCCUGUGGGAUGAGUGGGUAAAGGGGGAGGUGAAGAGAAGGAUCUAAUCGUUUAAAUUUCAUCUUGACAUCUGGGAUUGGACAUUGUAGACAGCUGAUGGGUUACUAACAAGCACAUAUAUGAAUCGAGCACAUGCCAUUCCUUAACUAGAGUGCCAUAGAGCUAACGUUGUCCUAAAAUAAUACAUUACAGAGGAAGGAAUUCUGGGAAAGGGGUAUUUAUCUCAUUCAUUCAUUUCUUUGUUGCUGUAAUUGCUUUGAGUAAGGGAGUAAUCAAGAGACAAUGAUGGUGAAAGGUGAAUUGUUAUUUGUACAAGUCUUAAUUUCGAUCAAGCAGAAUUCUUUUAUGUGGUGUAUAUAUUUAAUUGUAAUUAUGGGAAUUGAAAAGAAGAAGAAGAAAAAAACCAACAACAAACAGUGGUGUGACUUUGAGAGUUUUGUUCACCCCACCCAUUUAAACCUGUUAUCCACAGGUCACUGCUUGAUGUUUUAAACCCAAUCUCUAUAUUUUGAAAGUUUGUCUUUUUAUUUAAAAUAAUGAAUUUGGUCUAGAUUUGACUGCGUUACACAGACACGAGCAGGAAUCUGCUUGCCGUAUAGUGUUUUUAAAGGUAUUCGUGUGAUCAUUGCUGCAGUUAGAGAUGACUGCAGUUAAAGGGCUCAGACAGACAGACAACAUGUGUGCUUUGCCCACACUCAGACGUCGGGGUCACGCCAAGGUCACGCACCAUGUUUCUCCCACAGCCCGCCUUGUUUGGUUGGGUCUGGUGUGAAGUGGAGCUCUAACACAAAUAACUCCGUCCUAAAGCGCAUGUACAGUGUGUCAAAACAGGAACUCUGGUAAUACCAGGACAGCGGUCGUACCCGCAACCCUAGACCCGUGGGUUGGGUUUUAAAGAGUGUUAGUUUGACAGUCAUUAGUGCGGUUUGAGACGCAGCCCAGUCAUCCUGAUCAACCACCCAUAAUAUACCCCCUCCCGCACACAGUACACCCCCCCGCCGCCGAAAGCACACAAUACCCCCUCGUGCAGCGGAGUCACCAGGAAGCGGGUGGUUUAUCAGGAGGCGGCCGUCCAGCCCUCGGGAUUGGAGGGUUGUAGUGUGCGAGACGGUGCAGUGAUCUGAGUAAGGGCAAGAGAAGGGUUACACACACAGUCUGUCUGCUUCAUUCAACACCAACACACCGGCUCUCAUUCACCGAGUUCCACAAAACGGAAGUAAGAAAAGCGACAGACUUGUUCGGCGUUAAUAGAGCACGGGGAUUGUUUCCCCCCACAGCGAGUAUGUGGUGAAGACGAUGCGAGUGGCGCGGAGAGCCGGUGGAAGUUGUCGCUGUGGCGAGCUCCAUGCAGAACCAGAGCGGAGCGGCUAGCGGAAGCGGCUACGGCUCCAAUGGCGCCUGCGUGUGUAACUGCACCGGAGCCCAAGUUCAGGGAAUGGACAUAUCUGAAUUGGAGUUUGUGCAGAUAAUAAUCAUAAUCGUGGUGAUGAUGGUGAUGGUGGUGGUGAUUAUCUGUCUUCUGAACCACUAUAAACUCUCGACGUGGUCCUUGAUGAGCAGGCUGGGCCAGGCCAGGAGGCAGGAGCACCCACUGCAGCCGGAGGGAUGUUUUUGGCCAUCAGAUAGUGGAUCCAGACAAGGAGCUUCAGAGGUGGUGUAUGCUCCUCAUCCUCGUGAGCGCUUCAGCACUCCCUCAUUCCUGCAGCGAGAUCGUUUUAGCCGUUUCCAGCCUACCUACCCUCUCCUGCAGCAACACAUCGACCUGCCGCCCACCAUCGCACUUUCAGAUGGAGAGGAGCCGCCGCCGUACCAGGGCCCGUGCCCGCUGCAGCUGCGCAACCCCGAGCAACAGCUCGAGCUGAACCGCGAGUCCGUGCGAGCACCACCCAACCGCACGGUCUUCGACAGUGACCUGAUGGACAGCCAUGGCCCGUGCCCACCUAGCACCAACACAGGCGUCAGUGCCGCCAACUGGAGUGCCCACGGACGCACAGAGGGCCCUCCACCUGCCUACAGCGAGGUCAUGGGCCACUACCCAGGCACGGCAUUUUACCUUCACCAGCACAGCAAUAACCAGUCCUCCUCCGUGCCAACUGUGCCCGGUGCCAGGACGCGCCAGGGCAGCACGGAAAGCACAAUAGUCCUGAGCAAAGCCAAGGACAUGCAGAGAGGGGAGCUAGUGUAAGGUCGGCUCUCCGUACCCUCUCCUCUUACUGGCUACAAAGGGGUGUGGUCACUCUCUGGACACUCCCAUGCACAACAUAAAAUGUGUCUGUCUUCACUACAAAAGCAAAGCCACAUUACAAGAAGGAACCAAGCGGAGCAAAGCUUACAAAAUAACAUUUUAUUGACUGUCUCUCUCAUAAAAAGACAUAGCAAAGCUUUGUAGCGCUAUUUUGUACUUGUGUAUUACAUUCAAAUGGGAGAUGAUGAUGAUAUUAGCACAUAAGCUUUUUUUUUUAUUAUUAUUGUUUUUAUUUUCAUUUUCCCCCCCUUUCUUUUUACUCCUUUUUUGGUCAUGUGCUCUACAAAACACCAACACUGCACAAUCUGCAGGUUUAGGACGGGACUUGACGUUGAGAAUAAGUUUUUGCAAGACCGUGAUCUGUACACAAUUAAGAAUUUUUUUUUUUUUUUUUUAAGUAGUUGAAACAAAAAUCCAAAUCCUAGUGCCAAGGUUUUUGUGUGUGUGGGGGGGCUGGCGUGAGACUCGCAAUCAUACGUUCAAAUCAAAACACACAAAAGUUGCACUAUCUAUAUUGUGGGGAAAGAGAAGAGGCAAAUGUAAUGCAUGGUCUUUGUUGUUAAGGAAACUCCAAAGUUGGUGAUCUGUAGAAGCGGUAGGGUAUUCUCCUUACUUCUGCACAAGAGUUACUUAUAUCCAGCCUAAAAAUCCUCCUUCCCAGCUCUUAGUCCUCCUCAGUCUUUCAGACACUUCGACACCUCUUGAGGUCAGAUAUAUGCUAACAGAAUGUUACUUUCACUUAAUAUUGUCACUUUACAAGCAGAAAUAUUAUAAGGUUAUAAAGUAAUUACUUUUGUUGAGUGUAGACUUUUUUUUUUUUUUUUUU